AUGGCUGAGGAGGAAUUUGAGAUCGACGUCUAUGGCGACGCAGCCAAUGAUCAAGGUGGCGACGGUCUCGGCGACGUCGACCAACCGGCCUACGACAGAGAGGAUUCGCGGGACGCGAAUGGCGAUAACCGCCACGACGACUACCGUGACGAGAGAGAGGAGACGAUGGAUGACAGCCAGGACCAUCGCCGAUCGUCCAGCCCUGCCACUCAGCAGCAGCAGCAGCAAUCCCAGCGUCCUCAGCAAGGCGUCAAGCGAAAGGAGGGCUCCGAUGAGCGACCCAUAGAUCCUGGUGCCACCAAUGCCAUCCUGGUCAAUGAACUGAACUGGUGGAACACAGACGACGAUAUUCGAGGCUGGGUGCGACAAGCUAACUGCGAGGGCGAGCUGAAGGACAUAACCUUCAGCGAGCACAAGGUCAACGGAAAGAGCAAAGGGAGCGUGUAUAUCGAGUUCACAUCGCAACAGGCUGCUACGGCCACAAAGCACCUGAUCGACAGCACGCACAGUGAGCAACCUGGUCAAAAGAAGAAAACCGUUAUUUACUCCAGCCCAACCACCAACCCUUUCCGCACGCUGCCCAAGGACGCGCCCAACCGUGCCACCAAGGAUGUCCAGGGCCGAGUGCCUUCAGGUCCUGGCUACAGCGACCGUGGCUCAAACUUUGCGGGCAACAACAAUAACAAUAACAACUUUGGCGGGGGCUUCCGCGGCCGGGGUGGGUUUAACGGCCCUCGAGGUGGCGGCAUGAAUCAGGGAUUCUCCCGGGGUGGCUUCCAAGGCAAUAACAUGAAUGCCUUCAACAACAACAAUAUGGGUUUCAAUAACCCGAUGGCCGGCGGUGGCUUCGCUGGAGGCGGCUUCAACAGAGGCGGCAUGAUGGGCGGCGGCAUGCGCGGCGGAGGCGGCAUGCGCGGCGGCAGGGGCGGCGGCAUGAACGGCAUGAUGGGCGGCAUGCCCAUGGGUGGAAUUCCUAUGGGCGGCAUGCCCGGAGCCAUGAGCGGCAUGGGUAUGAUGGGCGGCGGCAUGCCAGGCUUCCAAGGCAUGCCAGCCCAAUUCAACCCGGCUUUCUUCGGGGGCGGCAACCAGGGCAACGACUGGCAGAACCCACACGGCACGAAACGAGCUCGGGGCGAGUAG
This is a messenger RNA of Lasiosphaeria miniovina, 1140 nucleotides long. RefSeq lists its product as uncharacterized. The coding region runs from base 1 to 1140 and encodes 379 amino acids. The transcript is spliced from 3 exons. Gene Ontology annotation, biological process: mRNA alternative polyadenylation. Gene Ontology annotation, molecular function: mRNA binding. NCBI's taxonomy places the organism in Eukaryota, Fungi, Ascomycota, Sordariomycetes, Sordariales, Lasiosphaeriaceae. The record is from RefSeq and is a predicted model, not a curated record. Gene Ontology annotation, cellular component: mRNA cleavage and polyadenylation specificity factor complex.